Molecule: messenger RNA, 5116 nt
Organism: Sceloporus undulatus (fence lizard)
Lineage: Eukaryota; Metazoa; Chordata; Lepidosauria; Squamata; Phrynosomatidae
Gene: CHRM2
Product: cholinergic receptor muscarinic 2
Exons: 4
Coding region: 473-1879 (468 amino acids)
Biological process (GO): chemical synaptic transmission; regulation of smooth muscle contraction; G protein-coupled receptor signaling pathway, coupled to cyclic nucleotide second messenger
Cellular component (GO): dendrite; plasma membrane; synapse
Molecular function (GO): G protein-coupled serotonin receptor activity; G protein-coupled acetylcholine receptor activity
Source: RefSeq, a predicted model, not a curated record
UCCCGCUUUCGUCCAAGCCAGUGCGGACGCCGCCACUGCCGCGCCACAGGAACAAGGCAGGAGAAGCCCGUCCCAUGCGAUCCAAGAGAUCUCUCCGGAUUCCUUCGCCUCCAGACUCUCUCACCAAGAUAUGGAAGAAAAAGAUACGGAGGCCAGCGCUGGAUUCCUAUCCUAACAAUCUGCACCCUUCCCCUUCACCAUUGUUUCAGCAUCCAGCUUUCUGUGGACUUCAUCAUUUGCCAGAAGGAUUGUGGAAGGGAAUGAAACUUUGGGUAACUGGAUUGCAGAUGAUGGUAUCCAGAGAACAGACCCACAAAACAGCAACACACAAGAAUUGUGCACCUUUUGUUCCUCCAAUUGGCUUAGAAAGGGACCAGAGCUAUCACUGAAUGUAACAGUGAGAGCUGAAUGUUAAACUCAAAGUCUCCAAAGGCUUAAGUGAUAUUUAUUAAGCAGUUCAUUAGACACAGAGAUGAAUAACUCAACCAACAUAAGCUCUUUGGAGGAUAUGAUGGCCUUGGCGAGUCCUUAUAAAACUGUUGAAGUAGUCUUCAUUGUCCUGGUGGCUGGGUCCCUCAGCCUAGUGACCAUCAUUGGCAACAUCCUGGUUAUGGUUUCCAUUAAAGUCAACCGACACCUGCAGACUGUCAACAAUUAUUUUCUUUUCAGCUUGGCAUGUGCUGACUUGAUCAUUGGUGUCUUCUCCAUGAACCUGUAUACACUUUACACUGUGAUUGGCUACUGGCCAUUAGGACCUGUAGUUUGUGACUUGUGGCUGGCCCUUGACUAUGUGGUCAGCAAUGCCUCUGUUAUGAACCUUCUCAUAAUUAGUUUUGACAGAUAUUUUUGUGUCACCAAACCUCUGACAUAUCCAGUCAAGCGGACCACCAAGAUGGCGGGCAUGAUGAUUGCAGCUGCCUGGGUGCUUUCCUUCAUCUUGUGGGCACCUGCUAUUCUCUUUUGGCAGUUCAUUGUGGGGGAAAGGACUGUUCCUGAUGGGGAAUGCUACAUUCAGUUCCUGUCCAAUGCAGCUGUCACCUUUGGCACAGCUAUUGCAGCUUUCUAUCUGCCUGUCAUCAUCAUGACUAUUCUCUACUGGCAAAUAUCACGUGCCAGUAAGAGCAGGAUUAAGAAAGAUAAAAAAGAAGGUGGGCAAAACCAAGAUCCAGCCUCUCCAAGUUUGGUCCAAGGUAAAAAAGGGAAACCAAACAAUAACAACAUCCCAACCAGUGAAGAUGGAAUAGAACAUAGUAAAAUUCAGAAUGGUAAAGCCACAGGAGAAUCAGUAGUGGAAAACUGUGUUACUACAGAGGAGAAGGAAAGCUCCAAUGAUUCAACCUCUGUUAGUGCUGUAGCUUCCAAUAUGAAAGAGGAUGAAGCCAUCAAAGAGGACACCAGGGCUUCUGUCUCCCAAGUCAAUGCCAAAGUAGAGAAUUCCAAAUUGACAUGCAUCAGGAUACUCACAAAGUCCCCCAAAGGUGACUGUAGCAGCUCAGCCAACACCACCAUAGAGAUUGUAGGCAAUGAUGAACAAAAUGGGGAUGAGAAGCAAAAUGUUGUAGCACGUAAGAUUGUCAAGAUGACAAAGCAGCCUGCCAAAAAGAAGACACCUCCUUCCAGGGAGAAAAAAGUUACCAGGACUAUCUUGGCUAUUCUCCUGGCCUUCAUCAUUACCUGGACACCAUACAAUGUGAUGGUUCUCAUCAACAGCUUCUGUUCAUCUUGUAUUCCCAACACAGUAUGGACGAUUGGUUACUGGCUGUGCUAUAUCAACAGCACCAUUAAUCCUGCCUGCUAUGCCCUCUGCAAUGCUACCUUCAAGAAAACCUUUAAGCACCUCCUUAUGUGUCAUUACAAGAACAUAGGAGCUACGAGGUAAAACAAUAACAGCAGAGAAAAGGGGGGAAGAAAGUGUCAAGUUUUUAUAAAACAAUGCCAUAGCACUUUAUGCUCUAGUACAAAAUCAAAAGGCUAGAGGACACACUGGCAGGGACAGGUGGGGUGGGUAUGCUCUAUGUCUGACAUCUGCUCUUCAAAGAUCACAGCUUCUCUGUCAGUGUGUCACUGGAGGCAAGAAAUGGCCGAUGGGCCAGUAGAAGAUAUGAAUUUGAGGCAGGGCCCCCUGCUCUCCAGUAGUCUCAUGAAGAAGGGCUUUUGAAUCCAUCCUUCUUGGGUAUAACUUUGGUCUCUGAGAAGUUCUCCUGCCCGAAGGCUAAUUUGGGCUGGCACUUUGCAAAUGGGUGAGCUACACAAAAGCACUGGCAUUUCUACAAGCCAGAGAGAACCUUGGGCAGGUUAUUAGUCAGUUCUUCUGGUUUAUGAGGUGCCAGUUUUGUUUGUCUUUCUGUGUUUAUAUUCAUAUGAAACAUGGGUCAGUGGUUUGAAAUUCUUCAACCACAAAUAUUUUACAUGAAAAGUAUAAAUGACUGGAAAAGUAAACACCAGAACAAGCCAAUUAGCUGAAAUUCUUCCAAUUUUUAUGAAACAUGGUAUGGAGUUCCAGUAGGAAAGUGGGGAGUGUGAAGUUGUUUUAAUCUGUACCUCUCUCCUGCUGCUUAACUCUACAUCAAAAAUAUAGUACCUUACCUCAUAAAGGGCAGCAUGUCAGCCAAACCUUUAAGCACAUGCCCUCUGCUAUUAAGUCAGUGAGACUUUCAAGUGCUGGAAUUUGGCUAGAGUGAAACUCUCAUUUGCAGUGAUCAGCAAAGUGAUUAACUGCUUUUCCUCUCUGGUUGGUUCAAGCUUCCUUUCUGAUUGGUUCAACAUCUACUGGUAGUCAAAUUGAACAGAGAAGAAAUAUGAGCAGGAUAUUUACUUUAUCAUUUGGUAGACCCCAGGAAGUAUCAGAAGACUGGGAUUAGAGAACUUGCAGCGUAUAACUAUACAGCCCAAAAUUCUGACAGUGCCAAAGAACAAAGGUUUGGAGGAAGGAAUAUCUACAGUACCAUUCACAACUGAUACAUUGCAUGGGCAUUAUAGAUCAAAACAAUUAUGCAAAUAAUAAUGAUUACGAUAUUAUUUACCCUGCAUAGGGAUGAAAGCUUGCUAGCUAGAGAUUCCCUGCAUCUUCAGGUUUGAGUUUGGUGAAUCAUGGAAUUCAAAGGAAUUCCAAGGGCCAAAUAGUCCAAACCCUUGCCAGUGCAGGAAGCUGCAGCAAUGAUUCCUUUAUUCAGGUCCCCCCAUUUAAAGAUCACAAGCCCAUAAGAGGUCUUGAAGCAGCAACCUGAAGAAUGUUGGGAAGUGGGGAAGUAGUGGGAAGAUAUGUUUGUUAGUUUGGGUUUUUCUCAAUUUCUCUUAUUUCAAAGCCCACAUUUGGCUCAUCUCAAAUUUUGAGAACUUUUCAAAUCUUACAUUUAGUUCAUCUUGAAUGUAGAGAUAUGCAUUUUAAUAUACAUUCUGUUUCUUCCAAUACAUGUUUUUGUAUGCAGUUCUGCCUAAUGCACACAAAUUUUGCAAGUAGUCUUCCUAAUACAAUGCAUUUGUAAAUGUUAUUUUCACCAAUUUAUACAUUUCUGUGCAUACUUUCUGUAAUAUAUACAUUCUUCUUCUUCUGUGUGUUUCAAUUGCAAAGCUCUAUUACCAGUUUUGAAGGAGUGUGAGUUUUGAAGGACAGUGAAUCCUCAAUUCUCAUAUUAGUCUGCAAGUACAAAAUUAACAGAGAUUGGAAAAAAUGCUGUUUUGGACUGCUCAUGCUGGCUGGAAAAUUUGAGGAAUUUUGAUGCCUGAAAUGGAUCUCCCCAAACUCUGGAAAUUAAAUAAAUUCACAUUAAAAUGGAAACUGAAUAAAUGUAUCCCCCCCACCUAAAAAGCAGGCAAAGUGAUCACAUAUAGGAAGUGCAUUCCACCCAAAGGAAAUGCAUGGCUAAAACAAAGAUCGAAGGAGGUGAAAUGUUUGUACAAAUUUGCACAUGUUAAUGUACAUGUGUUGAUAUGCAACCCCCCCCCCCCCCCCACUGAACAAUUUUUCCAAGAAAUCCAAGAAAUGAUGAUCGGUUUGCCUUAGGGCACCAUUAGUCAAAACGACUUGAAGGAUGACCUGGACCAGCCAACCUCAUGAAUACAUUCUCACCCUCUGUCGUUUUAAAUUCUCACAAGGGUAUGCCAAUGGCCACUUACUGUGGAAACAUAGGUAUUCUAUUAAGAAGUAAGGUCUUCUGAGUUCAGUAAGACUUGGUCACAAGUCUGUGUAAACAUGACUAUAGGUGUAGUAAUUCUGUGGAUUAAUGGGGGUUUCAGAGCCAUCUCUUCCAAUUCAAUACACCCAUCAGAGCUUCAGUGACAUUAGUUUCACCUUUAGGACUUUGCUUCACAUGGUUGACACAUGUAUUACAGCCACAGCUAGCCAUGGUGACCAUGCCUAUUGUAUCAUAGUUCAAUAUUUAUUCCAUGAAAUUUGAAGAGGAAUUACUGUUCUGUUCCCCUGAUUGACAAUUAAUCAAAACUAUUUGGUGGUGCUUAAGUUUUAUUCAAUCUUCUCUCAUCCUGCCUUUGAAAUCUGAAAGCUUUUAAUUUAGUUGUUGGGAGUACAGAGAGGACAGAAUGAAUUAGAGGAGAGCCUAACUAAAUCCCUCCUGGCUACUUAAUGAUUUCAUCUUUAAAGCAAAGAUUAAGUCAUUGAGAAUCUUCAAGGGAUUGCUCAAUUUCUCAUGGUUUCCCUUGUUGUCACAGACCCACAUGACACUUUGCAUUCUCAUCAUGUCAUCUCACCUUUUGAAGUUUGCUUCCAUUGGAUGUAAAUGUGAAUCCUCUCUCUCCCCCCCCCCCCAGGGAAAAAUGUGCCUUUGAGCUUUCCAUUUGUCACCUGAUGCCCAACUGCUUAACAGGUUGACAAAAGCAAUUACUUGUUCCAGCUUUCUUGCUGAGCAUGGCACUGGUAUAGAAAACAUUAUCAUUGAUAGCAAUAACAAACCCUGCCUCUUUUUUCAGAAUCAAAAGAUUAGCAUAAGGAUCCUGGAUUCAUUUUCAGUUUUUACAUGAGACCACUGGAUUGAAUGUAGGCUGAACUAUAUAAAGAGUGUGUUCAUUGAAGUUAGCGACUACAGGCUGACUAUCCCUUAUCCAGAAUUCCAAAAUCUGAAAUAUCCAAUAUCUGAAAUUGUCGACAUGGGUGGCUGAG